GCCGCGCUAUCUGGAUCCGAUCAAGUCAAUCUUGGUCUCGUCCCGUGAAAUAAGAUGGCACGUUGCGGAAGCUUCCGGUGCAGGAUCCGUUUUUUAUUUAUUAAAAAACCCUGAAAGUUCAUCUCGUUUGCCAAUUGUGUGGGAAUUGAAGAGAAAGACAAAAGACUUCCAUCCAACCUUGUUUGCCUGUCGCUCAUCUCAACCCCACUUGCAGCCAUGCAGCUUUUACAAGCCAUCGCCCUGCUCGCAGCGGCAACCACCGCAGCCGCGGCCUCGUGCCCAUGCACGGCCAAAACACCGCCAUUCACACCCGGCGAGCUGAGCGCGGACCAGUUCACUCCCACCACCAACAGGCGGUACCGCGUCCACCUGCCAAAGUCCUACCAGCAGUCGACCAAGACGCCGGUGAUCUUUUCGUACCACGGCGCCGGCGGCACCAUCGAGAAGCAGGUCAAGCUGGACGGCUUUACGGAUCUUUUCCGCAACGACCGAUACAUCGUCGUCUACCUGCAGGCCGCGACCCCAAACGGCACCGACAAGGCGCAGUGGCAGGUCGCGCCCGAGGCCAGGGACAUUGACGACCUGGGCUUCACAAGCGACGUGCUGCAGAUACUCGGAGACAAGGUGUGCCUGGACAAGAGGCGGGUCUAUGCCGCGGGAAAGUCGCAGGGCGGCGGGUUCGUAGGGCAGAAGCUGGCGUGCGACAAGGGGCUCAGCAAAAAGUUUGCCGCCUUCGCCCCCGUCAGCGGCGCCUACUACAUCCUGGACCAGACCAAGAAGACGUGCGAGCCCACGGCCGACGUCCCCAUCCCCUGCGACACCGAGCGCACCGACACGCCCAUCCUGGCUUUCCACGGCGGCGCCGACCCGACCAUCCCGUAUCGUGGAAUCUAUCGGUCUGGGACGAGAAGCUGCCUGCCUGACAUUAGGCACUGGGUGAGGGAGUGGGCGUUCAGAGACGGGCUCAAGGGCACGCAGGACAACUCCACCAUCCAAGGCAGUCAGAAUGGGGUCAAGAGCGCUUGGAAGGAUGAGAGAGUCACGCUCUUCUACGAUGGUGAUAACAUUCCACACGACUGGCCCAGUCUGGUUGAGAACUCUGACAAUGCUGGAGGUCCCACUGCGGCCUUUAACGCAUCAGACAUUAUUCUCCCGUGGUUUGAGAGAUGGUCUCUGCCGUAAACAAUUUGCACAAUCUGAUGUUGCUGUUUUUUUUUUCUUUUUUCUUUUAGUCCUAAAGAAAUGUACAUUAAUGACUUCUUGAGGAUACCGCUCAUAAAACUGUGGUGACGUGUAAAACCCCCGCCUGUAUCUCUGGAAAGUACCCAUCCGAACUUCAGCGACUCUGCCG
This is a messenger RNA of Pyricularia oryzae 70-15, 1351 nucleotides long. RefSeq names its product Poly(3-hydroxybutyrate) depolymerase. The record is from RefSeq and is a predicted model, not a curated record. NCBI's taxonomy places the organism in Eukaryota, Fungi, Ascomycota, Sordariomycetes, Magnaporthales, Pyriculariaceae. The transcript has a single exon. The coding region runs from base 217 to 1182 and encodes 321 amino acids. Gene Ontology annotation, molecular function: feruloyl esterase activity.